CCCCCCUUCCCCUCCCCCUCCUACCGUCUAUCCUCUCUAGCUAUUCGCUUCACAUACGCACACACAGACCCAGACGCAUACUCCACCUCCCCCGCCCUCCCGUCUGCUCCUCCCCCAGUCCCACCCGCCGCCGAUGUCGUCUGCCUCGAAGCUCCCGGGCCGGGCCCUAUCCAUGGCGGUCCCCGGGAAAGCCCCUGUCCCCACCCCCACCCCACAGGUGACCCCCUACACGGCGGAGCUAUUCGGCUCCAAUGACAAGCCUCUCGAAGCGGAGGUUGUCUCCUACAUCACCGCCCAGCCAGGCGGCACGUCGCGUCUCCUGGACUGCGACAUGUUGACGUCCUAUUGCAAGGACCUCCUUCGCAUCCGCACCUUCUCCGAAAAGACGCACGAUUCGUUGCAGGCCAUCUACAAGAAUUUGGAAAGCUUCUCCAACCUGACUAUCCCGGUCAUCUCGAGCUGCAUGGAGGUCAGCAGCACCAUCUCCAGCUCGUCUCCGCUGUCGCCGAUGCGCGCGGACUUUAUCAUCCUCGGCAAGGUGCUUGGCCGGUUCUCCGCCCACAUGACCGAGAUCAACCGCUUCACCAAGCGCACAUUGCUGGACCCGACGGUGCAGAACCACAAGGCGCACGAUCUGUCCAGCCUCAACCAGGUCAUCAUCGAUCUGGUCAAUGCCCGCGAUGCGUACACGGAUUCGGUCACGCGCAUGUUCGCCACCAAGAACAAGCACCGGCCGGAGGUCAGUCGCAUCCAGCAGUUGCAAAUCGAGACCACCGCAUCGCAGGCCCGCCUGGACAAGAUGCUGAUCCAGUGUUGCCAGAUGCUGUGCGAUCCGGCGGUCGAGACGCCGGACGCCUUCCGCAGCCGGCUGCGUGCUCUCUCCUCGCCUGCCGGGGCAUCUAGCGGCUCUGGGGCCGAGAGCCCCGCCGCAUUACUGCCACACGCGCUCAACAUCGGGGACUUCUCCUCCUCCCUGCAGGAGGUGGCCCGGCGCCUGAAUGAUGACAUUUCCAAUAUCUACCGCCAGGCGGAUGUGGCCCUGCCCCAGCUGCCGGGCAGUGUCGCCUCGGCGGCCGGCCUCGCGACUUCGGGCUCGGCUUCGGCCACCACCACCCCCACACGCAGCGUGUCCGAGACCGGGUUCGACUCGCACCCGGCCGCCGCGCGGGCUGGCGAUCACCAGACGGUCGGCGGCGCUUCUGGUCCCGGAAUGGCCGCCAUGCGCGCAUCCAUCGCCGUUCCCAGCUCCAUCGAUCACCACCACCCUCCGGGGUCGGCAGCCGCGGCGCUCUCUUCCUCGCGCUCGGCCAAUGACUUGGCCCUCCUGGCGGCGGAUGGCAUCAACCCUUCGCCGCAGUCGGCCUCUUCGCCGAACCCCUCGCGGCCGCACUCGCCCGCUUCCGGCGGGGUGUUUGGCUCGCUCAAUCAGCUGGGCGCUGCGCUUGAUGAUGGCGCGGCACUGGCGGUCGCAUCCAUGUCCCGGUCGCCGACCUCCGAUUCUCUGGGUCCGGUCGGUCUGCCAGCCCUGACCAAGGAGGAGCUCGACGCCGCCAAGACAUAUACGCACUUUGUCGAUCUCCUCGCCAACCCCAACCUCUUGGCGGUCAGCUCGGUCCUCAACUCCCGCCACGAGGCCAACCCCACCGACAUCCUGACUAUGACGGUCCAGCUGCUCCAUGAGCAUGACCGCUUUGUCCCGCUCAUGUACGACCUCAUCCGCUCGGACGUCCUCAGCGGUCAGUCGCUGAGCCUGUCGCUCAACAGCGGCCUCUUUAGCAAGCAUCCCCUCGGUCAGCAGAUGCUCCAGCUGUUUAUCCGCCAGUAUGGCUCUCAGUGGCUGGCGCUGGCCUUCAAUCCCAUUAUCUCACGUAUUAUGGCCUUCCCGCCCAACAGCCUGCAGCUUGACCCCGCCGCCGUCGGCCAGGAAGUUGCCCAUAACAACUCCAUGACCGUGUCCAAUCUGGUUCGGGACAUUGUCACUGCCCUGUCGGAGUCGGUGCAGUACUGCUCAAUCCCCAUCCGGCAGAUUUGCCUCAUCCUGUACAAUGCCCAUGCGGAGCAGCAGCACACGGCCAUGUCGGCCGGCGGGGCCACCCCCCCGCAGUUCCAGCCGCUGGACUAUGUGUACAGCCUGAUGUGUCACUACUUCAUCGGCCCGGCUCUGGCUGAUCCGGUGGGCUAUGGCCUGAUCGACCCGAGUGUCACCCUCUCGCCGGACCUGACUCUUGGCAUGGCUACCCUGUCUCAUGUUUUCAUCACCUUCUCCAUGCGCUACAGCCUCCAGAGCAAUGAGAUGCACUUGAUGUCGGUGGCCCCGUUGCUGCACGAACUCCCGCACAAUCUGGCCACCUUCUGCAACGCGCUCAUCUUCAACCCCUCCACCCAGCUGGCCAGUCGCAUGAUUCGCUCGCAGACUGAUGUCUCCGGGGAGAUUGUGGCCCGCCUGCACUUCCUGGCACAGCAAACCCCGGAGUCCCCGUACGAUGACCCGCCGCCCUUCUGGGAGUUCUCUCUGCGCUCGCAGCUGUCCUCCAAGCGGGCCAAUCCGCUCAUGGCCCUGGUCAGCGAGAAGCGCGAGGCCAUGUUCUCCAGCUUCUGCCAGCAUGCCAUUGGCUAUCAACUCUUCACGCCAGGGCCUUCGGUGGACAACUUUGCCAAGCAGAUUCUCGACCCGGUGGUGGAAUUUGUUAAGAUCGUCUCCGCAUAAUGGGACACAGGGAUGUGUGUGUGUGUGUGUGUAUCUAAGUGCAUGUGCACACCAGCCGGUGCAGUUUGUGCAAGAGUCCGCUAGGCACCCGGGCUUCUGCGGACGCGAGCACGCACCCCUUCCCCCCCCCCCUCUCUGCGAGCUUCCUCCUCCAGCCCCCUUUCUCCUUCCCUUUCGUUUUCCCUCUCAGCGCCGCUGCUGUGCAGUUUCAGCAGGCUGUCCCCGGCCGGCCCCGCGGCGCCAUCGUCCAGCCCCGCGCGCGUGCCCCCCGUGCUCUGUCAAUAUCAUUUCACAUUACCG
Messenger RNA from Fonticula alba, 3007 nucleotides. RefSeq lists its product as hypothetical. The record is from RefSeq and is a predicted model, not a curated record. Gene Ontology annotation, biological process: regulation of GTPase activity. The transcript is spliced from 6 exons. The coding region runs from base 134 to 2707 and encodes 857 amino acids. Lineage: Eukaryota; Rotosphaerida; Fonticulaceae.